Opisthorchis viverrini is the source of this 1453-nucleotide messenger RNA. RefSeq lists its product as hypothetical. Lineage: Eukaryota; Metazoa; Platyhelminthes; Trematoda; Opisthorchiida; Opisthorchiidae. The record is from RefSeq and is a predicted model, not a curated record. The transcript is spliced from 10 exons. Bases 82 to 1404 code for a protein of 440 amino acids. Gene Ontology annotation, cellular component: CCR4-NOT complex. Gene Ontology annotation, biological process: mRNA catabolic process; negative regulation of translation.
AUUACUCUGUCGAACCCCUGUCAAGCAGCGAAUCGUCAAUCCAAUGUCAGUGAGUCACAAGGAUCUGCAGGUCCUCUCAAAAUGUUUUUAUUGCACCAUGACUUCCUCUACGAUGCACAAUCCCGUUUCACCGCUCUUUAUAUCAUUUGGGACAUGUAUAAAUCAGACCCACGCUACUUGAAUCCAUUUUUGGGAUUUCUCGUCUCUUACUUGCAAGAUGAUACUAUGUCCAAACUUCCUUGGUCUGCUGUCUUGGUGCUUCAUACCAUACUUUCCCAACCUGACCAGAUAAACGAAUUUUUGAAAUAUACACCAAUGGAAAUUUUGAACCUCCGAGUGAAUAAUACUAGCCGUAAGCCUGAUUGGAGUGCACUGCAAACCGAACUGCAAGCGUUAAUUGAGAAGUUACCCAAGGUGGCCAGCUGUGGAAUCCCUUGUGUUGUUCCCGAUAAAGACGUCCCAUCAUCUUUCUACUCGGAAGAAUCUACCCCAAUCCAAUUACGCCGCCAUUGCUUGGAUUCCUUACUAUCCCGCACCGAGCCUUUUUCAUGCCAGGAUGGACUCAGACCGGAAUUUAUUCGGGUGGCACCCCCACUUCUUCCUUGCCCCCAAGGGAACGGGAUACCUCGGAUUUUGACCAAAGACGAUGAAGCUGAGGACUCUUGUUCGUCAGCUGACAAUCGGACGGUUGAGAAACGACAAACUAAUGUUUUCUCGGGUUGGCAUGAAGAAUUAAUUUGGCUCAAUCCCCCCACAAUUGUCCAUGACUUUCAUUGGGAUGUUGACGAUGAACAAGCCGCCCCAAUCACCGAGCUACGAACUCUUCUCAACAAGGCUAUGAACUCUACACUACAACAGUCAGACCAGCAGACUAUUGUCCAGAUGAUUUCCGAAAACCCUAACCUUGUGCACAGUUUGGGUAUUAACGUAGAGAACCUCCCCAAUUUGGUCAAUCGUAAUCCAGUGAUCGCCAUUGAAAUUUUGGCUGUUUUGGUCGAUUCACCCAAGGCAGAAGAAUUUUAUGACGCUCUCGUGUCCAUGGAGGUCACUGUAGAUUCUUUGGAGGUGGUCAAUCGAUUGGCCACACGCGUGUCAUUACCGAAAGAAUUUAUCCAGAGCUACAUAUCUCGAUGCAUGACCUAUUGCCAGUCGCUGCAGGACAAAUCCACCCAACAACGAAAUGUGCGCAUUGUUUGUGUCCUCAUUCAGUCUUUCAUUCGUAAUAAAAUCCUAGAUAUACACAAUGAGAAUAUCCUGAUCGAAGUACAGCGGUUUUGUGUUGAAUUCAAUAAAGUCCCCGGGGCUAAUCCUUUGUAUCGAACAAUCAAAAAUAUGGAAUCUAGUACAAGCGGGACAUCCCAAUCAUCAACUUCUGGGAACCCGACGGAUUCCCCUGGAAAAUGACUGUUUAGUUUGUUCAAUUGUCUUUAUCUGACUACAUUUUGCAGACGUU